GCCGAGUCGAACUAAUCAAAGUCAAAUAAAUGACCGGUUUAUCGUUGGCGGCAAAGUUAUAAGCCUUUGGGAAAUAGUGUUGUUUAUUUCUUUCAAAAGUUUUUAUUUUCCUUAGAAAAUGCCUCGGACUACGAGAAGAUCCCUUAAAACACUACAACAUACCGCCACCGAUACAGAAAAUUUAGUGGGUAGGCCGUCAAAAAGUUUAAAACAUCAGCUUAGUCAAGAAUCUGUUAUAGAAGUAGAGGUAAAGAAGAAAAAUCUUUCCACAAAGGAAACUCAAGUUAAUCUCGAGAACAAAAUAAGUGCUGAUGAUUUGACAAAUCCCAAAGGAGCUUCAGAAAGAUAUUGGCAAAUUUUAGCAGAGAAGCGUCAAGUUGCUUUACAAGAAGCUCUUGAUGAGAAUGAAAAACUACGACAAAGUAUUGAAGAAUUAAAACAAGAGAACAUGCAGUAUAAACAAAUGUUAGAUGAGGCCAAUAGCUUUGUUGAAGUCAUUAAGGAGGAGCUAGCGAACAGCAGCAAAGAUGACACUGGGAUUGAUGUCAAUGAUGUCAGCACUGCAGACGAAGCCCCAGAGGAAGAUGUAAUUAAAACAGAUACAUCUAAAAACUAGAAAUAAUGUAUAUUUAUAUGGUCUUUAUUAGUUUUGUGUGUUAAGUUCAUUUUUAAAUUUUAAUUUUCCUGAGUGGUGUUACUUUUAUUUUAAAAAGUAUGUACUUUCUCCAUUUAGAUAGUGUCGUAAGAUAUUUAUCUCAUACUUUCUACACAAUAUCUUAGUAUCAUUGUUAAUUCAUUAUCAGAGAAUUCUUAUAAAUACUUUUUAAGUCCUUGAUACUGAUUUGAAAUAUUACAAUAAAUAUUUUAUGUACUGAACAAUAACUUUAAAAA
Molecule: messenger RNA, 891 nt
Organism: Vanessa atalanta (red admiral)
Lineage: Eukaryota; Metazoa; Arthropoda; Insecta; Lepidoptera; Nymphalidae
Gene: geminin
Product: geminin-like
Exons: 5
Coding region: 119-616 (165 amino acids)
Biological process (GO): regulation of DNA replication
Source: RefSeq, a predicted model, not a curated record